This is a messenger RNA of Sycon ciliatum, 1124 nucleotides long. Its product is annotated as large ribosomal subunit protein uL24m-like. The record is from RefSeq and is a predicted model, not a curated record. The transcript is spliced from 5 exons. Gene Ontology annotation, cellular component: ribosome; mitochondrion. NCBI's taxonomy places the organism in Eukaryota, Metazoa, Porifera, Calcarea, Leucosolenida, Sycettidae. Gene Ontology annotation, biological process: translation. The coding region runs from base 65 to 745 and encodes 226 amino acids. Gene Ontology annotation, molecular function: RNA binding; structural constituent of ribosome.
GUCUCUUGAAAAUUAUUGUUAUUCUUGCAGUCAGAUUGAAAAUGUUGUGAUCUACUUUACAAUCAUGUCUCGGUUCAACCGAUUGACUCGUUUCCCUGGGACAGUCAGGGAGGGCUUGUCUCGUGCUAAAGCUCUAUUCCUGGAACAGGGAAACAAGGACCCAAGGCACGACGCUUUCUUCAAAAAACUGCACUAUCGUCCUAAUGAUGGUGAUUUCAACAUUUUCGUCGGAGACUUGGUACAUAUUUUGGAAGGACCAGACAAAGGGCGAACUGGUAUAGUUCGUGACAUCUUCUGGCAGAAGAGAUGGAUUUACAUAACAGGAAGAAACACAAAACUCAUGGAACACACUGACAAGGGCAAGACAAUACACUACCAUGAGGAGAAGCCCCUAGAUUGGCACCAAGUUGCUCUUGUUGAUCACUCGGACAACAAGCCGUGCAUAACAGAGUUGUCGUACCUGGAAGACGGUACGCCAACACGUGUAUCUACACGUACAGGAGCCGUUGUACCCCUCCCACCGGAAGUGAAUGACCCCCCGGGAAUGCCGAGCACCAGAGACACCGAUCCAAAGGAGGCAGCAGAGCGAACGUAUCUCGUGUCCAGCAAGACUUUUGCAGAACACGUCCUGUUUUCGCCCGACUUGAAGGAUACAAUCUACAAGAGAAUACACGAAGGAAACGAUCCGAUAUACGCAGCUCUCAAGUUCAGACGGGAGAGGGAGGCAAGAAAAAAGGCCGAGUGAAUGCAAUAGUACAGGAGCCAAGUGGGCAAAAUGUGACUUACCGUUCCCACUUUGGGUGUACCACGAUUUUUUCGCUCAUAUGAUAGAGGGCCAUGUGUAGAUCACCCUACCACUUGUUGUCAUUCUCAGAACUUUCUGAAAGGUGGUGACAAUUGCGAUUGAAAUUGUCUAUAAUUACCAUGGCAACCGGAUACAAAAUUAGGAUUUGUGUCACUUUGUGUUACUUUUACGCCACUUUGCUAUUGGCAUCUCCAUGUAUUUAUUCCAAUCAUUCUAACUGAAUGUUUUGAAGCGAGAAUAAGAACUCUUUUCUUCUGGGUUACCAUGGCCACCACGAACGAUCUACAAAAAUGACAAUAAAAAUCAAUCAACUUCAGAA